GAUGAUGCCAAUGACAUGCCACAGUUUUGAGUUUGGCAGAACUAGGCUGGACUUGGUUGCACGUGUGUGUUCUUCCGAUGCUUCAUUCGACCGGUUUUCCACAAAUUAUCAUGCAAAAGGCUUCUCCAACACCUUUAAUGGAGGCUAUAGGCCCCGGAAAUUGUUCUGUGGACCGCAUGAAAUUCCUUGGCGCCGCGUUUUUUCAGAGAAGACUCGAAAAAAUCUGCUAAAUGGUGCAUUCUUUCAUGAGCUUAGCAUGAAUUAA
Ilex paraguariensis (yerba mate) is the source of this 265-nucleotide messenger RNA. The record is from the annotation of a GenBank genome assembly. NCBI's taxonomy places the organism in Eukaryota, Viridiplantae, Streptophyta, Magnoliopsida, Aquifoliales, Aquifoliaceae.